Phalacrocorax carbo (great cormorant) is the source of this 836-nucleotide messenger RNA. Lineage: Eukaryota; Metazoa; Chordata; Aves; Suliformes; Phalacrocoracidae. The record is from RefSeq and is a predicted model, not a curated record.
GGAAUGAGAGCCAGGGCACCCUUCUCCAUGUGAACGUAGUUUCUUCUCCUCCUUCCAGCCUGAAAACCAUGUGGGAAAGUGCUGGCCCUUGCUGGGAAGUCGGGGACAAGCCUUCAUCAAGCUGUCUGUGCCAGUCCUUCCCAGAGCAGUCACCAUGGACCACGUUUCAGGACAACAUUCCCUGGAGACAGUAUCUGCAGAGCUCCAAAGGACAUGGCUGUCUACGGAAAUCUUCUGGUUCUCUCGUUCCUGCCGGUCCAAACGUGACUAAUAGUGAAAUACCACCCUUCUGCAAGAUGAUGGAGAUGAAGGAGAAGAAGAGGAGAAGGUCUCGGGUCAGGCAGCAGCUGGUGAUUCCAAAGAAUUCCUCUGCCAAAAAGCAGCCCGUGGCUGGUCAGCGCCAGGGCAAACCUGUGCCCAAAGGCCAAGCGUCACAGCAGAGCCAAGCGCAGGCAGCCAAACCUCAGAGCUGCAGAGAAGAAGCAGCAACAGGAGGUGGAGGAAUAGCAGAGAAAAUCCUCGCUGAAAUCACAGUGACAAAGCUGGUGAAAGCCAAGCCCUCCCGUUGUCCGGAAGCCUUGACCUUCAUAACACCUGUAACAGCCGUGUUAUCGGCAUCGAACUCUGAGGCCAACCUGCUCGAGGAGCCCACCCACGCAGUGCUCAGACAGCUGCCACCGAGACUAAGGCAGCAAAAAGAGUGACAUUCCGUCACAAGAGAUGCUGGCCCGUGCUGGAAUAACCUGACAGGACCAUGUGAUAGGCGCGGAGCUCUGAGGACAGCCGGCUCGUGGAGCCCCACGAUGAACACCUCUGAUUUGAUCCAACAGUUGGAU